This is a messenger RNA of Myiozetetes cayanensis, 4702 nucleotides long. Its product is annotated as macrophage immunometabolism regulator-like. Lineage: Eukaryota; Metazoa; Chordata; Aves; Passeriformes; Tyrannidae. Gene Ontology annotation, biological process: negative regulation of fibroblast migration; negative regulation of cytokine production involved in inflammatory response. The record is from RefSeq and is a predicted model, not a curated record.
UGUUGAUUUGGGUUUUUUUGAUGUUUUUGUUUUUUAGUGAAAGGUAAAUGGAGAGUCAAAGCUCUGUUUAAAUAUUGGUUAUAUCAUCCAUGGUACAGAUUGUGUUUGUGCAGUCUAAUGUACAUCAAAAUAUUACUUGACAGACUGAAGCUUGCUAAGUGGUUUUGGUUUAUUGGCAGGUUUCUUUUGCAUAUUAUGGUAUUGGGGAGAGGUGGUGUGAACAGAUAAAGUACUGAUGUUUCAAGUUUUCUACAGAUAUAUAGGAAAACAGUCUCAGGUCUUAAUUUUUCUUAUCUAGUUAUUAUUUAUAUGCAAUUUUAUGUAGAGUUUUUAAUCUGACAUAAGUGAGAGUGCAUGUGUACCUAUUGCACAGAAAAUAGCAAAUAAUGUAUAUCAGUAGAUAUUUUCUGUGAAUGCAUCUUUGUUACUGUGUCUGUUUAGGGUGGUGCUGUACAUAACUGUACAUAUGUGCUUGCAUAGCUGUAUGUAGAAAUGAACUAAUAUCAGAAGACUGGAGUUGAAGCUUCCAGAAAUGUAUGGGACAUUAAAAAUACUUUUUUCAAAUAUAUUAAGGGCAAUAGGCAGUAUAGAAAUAUCAGCUCGUUACAGGAUGAGGAUGGUCACCUCAUAAACAGGGACAGAGACAAGGCAGAGGUGUUUAACGCUUUCUUUGCCUCUGUCUUCAGCACAGAUGACAGACCAAGGUGGUCUCAGUGCCCUGAGCUGGAGGACCAUGACUGCAAGAAUGAUCAACUCCCAGUUGACCCUGAAAUUGUGCGAGAUCUGCUCCAGCUGGAUCCCUACAAAUCUAUGGGGCCUGAUGAGAUUAAUCCAAGAAUCCUCAAAGAGCUGCUGAUGUCAUUGCUAAACCUCUCUCAAUGAUUUUUGAGCAGUCUUGGGAAUCUAGAGAGGUCCCAGCUGACUGGAAGCUGGGGAACGUUGUCCCAGUUUUCAAGAAGGGCAAGAAGGAGGACUGUGGAAACUACAGGCCUGUCAGUCUCACUUCAGUGCCUGGUAAAGUCAUGGAGAAGAUUAUUCUGGGAAGUAUUGAAAAACGCCUGAAAGACAAUGCAGUCAUCGGUAACAGCCAGCAUGGCUUCAUGAGGGGAAAGUCAUGCUUAUCAAACCUGAUUUCCUUUUUUGACAAGGAGAAUAGCACAUUGCUUAAAAUGGACAUAAAUGGAAAGUCCAGAACUACCCUAUCUACCCUCCCUGUACCUUUUGCAGAGAUCAGUUCUGCAGGCAAAACAGAAGCAGAGAAGCCACGAUGUUCCAGCACCCCCUGCUCACCAAUGCGACAGACAAUUUCAGGCUAUCGGAUCCUUCGUAUGGAUUCUAACUACCUGAUUGGAUUCACGACUGGAGAGGAGCUGCUAAAAUUAGCUCAAAAGUAUACAGGAAAUGAAGAUAAUAAAGGGAAAUCUGGGCCCAACUUGCACUCUAAACAGCUCGAUUUAGGACUUGCAUGCUCCUCCCGUUUAUACAAAACUAGAAGUAGAUGCUAUCAACCAUACGAGAUCCCAGCAAUAAAGGGGAGGAGGAGGAGACGGAUGCCCAGCUCGGGGGAUAAAUGCACUAAGGCUUUACCAUAUGAACCUUACAAGGCACUUCAUGGUCCCCUGCCUCUUUGCCUUUUAAAAGGCAAAAAGGCUCAUUCUAAAUCCCUGGACUACCUCAAUUUAGACAAAAUGAGCAUUGAGGAACCUGCUGACACAGACAUGCUACAAUACCAGCUUCAACACCUUACCCUUAGAGGGACCGACCGUAUGUUUGCAAGAAACAAUACAUGAACUAUGAAGUAUAAUCUAGAAUUUAGAACCAGUUUGUUUAUUUCUCUGCUGCAAAAAUAUACUGUCAUACUGUACAUGACUGUCCACAUUGUAGGUGAUAUAACCUAAAUGUUAUCAGAAAGUAAUUAAUUUGAAUAGGAUUUUGACAAUACAUUGUGUUAUAAAUGGAGGGAAAAAUCUUUCCAGAGCAAGCAGCUUCUAAUACAAAUUUGGCUGUAGCUAGUGGAUAUUUCUUUGAACAUCUUUUAACAAAGAAAAGGCUUUUGUUUUUUGGGUUUGGGUUUGUUUUUUGUGGUUUUUUUUUUUUUUUACAGUUAUCUAGUAUUAAUGGUAAUUUAAUACUGAAAAAUUGAAGGUCUACUUGGUUGUUGCUAAUUUUGGCUUGAUGUUAGAAAUUGCUCUUGCAUAAGUACUCAAGCUAUCUUUUUGUUUCUUAAUGUAUUCUACAAUAAAAUGUAUGUAUGACAUCAUGGGAAUGAAUGUGAGCUUGGCUAAAUUGGAUCACCUGUUAUUUUAAAACAUUCUAUUCAAACAUUUGGAAACUGGGUCUGCAUUGGUGGUGACAAGGAAAUUAACUCAUAAAAUAAACCUUUGUUUAUUUGCUACUUCAAAGCUAUUACAUUAUUUUUUGUUUCUGUAUGGAAGUAAUUGUUUUACCUCCUCUUUUUUAUAAAAUGAGUUUGGGAUAAGUAUUUGGAAUAUUAGUAGAUUGAAUACACUGGCUUAAUUUGUUGCAUAAGAAUUUUUUUGUCCAAAUAUGACAUCCAAUGCAGUGUUGACAGAUGUAUUCUUAGAUAUCUUUAAAACAUGUUAGUAACUUAUGUUUAAAAAUUAAACAUUUCUAGACAUUUUUAGGUACAGUCUAUUACUGAGGCAGCGUGCAACUUCAUUUUACUUUACAUAUUUUGAAGUUAAAAUUAAGAUCAUGUUUUGAAAUGUAUCUUAUUUGAUCAGUUGUUUCUAGUACAAUUUAGGAGACUUGUUUCUUCAGGAUGAGUAGCAAGCACUAGUCAGUGCAUGCAUUGUGGAAAAUGAAGAGUUCUUUUCAUUCUGCCACUUACUGUACAAUUGUAACUGAAGGCAGUGAAGAGGACCCCAGUAGACUAUUUUACUGGUUUGCUUAAUGUUUUCUGGCUUGUUAGAAUAUUUACAACUGAUGUGUAUUUUAAAAAGUUAUCUGCACCUCUGUAAAUUUCAUGUAUUGAACAAUGAUCUCUUUAAUAAACUUUUCCUGUGUAGUCUUUAGUUUGAAAAACAGAAUAUGGUCGUGCCAAAAAGAUGGAGGUUUUGUCUAAGAAAUAAACACCAUUAUUUAUUGAAAUGCCCUAUGAAAAUGUAUUUCUGGCUGAAAAAUAAAAAGAGUGAUAUCAAUACCUAUUUUUGUGGAGUCUCUUGCUGUGUAGAAGAAUGAGGACAUUUAAAAUUACAACUUUAUACCAGGGAUCACUAAAACUUGAAAACAGGAAUCUUAUACUUCUGUGAAAUAUUGAGACAGUUACGGUUGUUCUGUUUCAGAAAAUCAGACAAGUAAUUGUCCAUUUUGUGCAUGUUAUUAAUUUGGUCCUGGGAAGUAAGUGUAUAGCUACAUCAGAGACUGGUGGCUGUCUUGCCAAGUUAAAACAUGAAAAAUUUGUUAGUAUUUUGUCUGUCUAGUAGCUUGCUUGUGAAAGGGAUUGCACCUGAUAAUAUUGCUUAACUGAUUUGUACUUGCAGUUACACUUGCAUAGUAUAUAAUCAUUCAAGAGCCAAUUUUUCUUUAUUUUGAGAUGGAUUUAUGAUAUUCUUAAUUAGAACUCAAAUUCAUAUAGUGAUUUCCUGGUUUUACUUCUAAAAGAAGCAAAUUCUCAGACAUAAAGAAGCUUUUAAUCUUGUUUUAUUUUUGAUAAUUGUAAUGUCUUACACUAAUUAUUAAAAUUAAAGGCAGGAUGGUUCUGUAAACUAGUAAAAUGAAAUUGAAUGUGAACAAUACUAAUUUCUCAAAGUGUAACACACAGAUAAUAUAGAAAUACCAACAAUUAUGUUUUGCUAUUGUUUCUACCUGACAAAACUUCCUACCAAAAAUUCUGUCAGCUGUCUGCCAGAAGCUCUCACCAGAGCUUCCUGCUGGAGUUUUCCUGCCAAAAGAUCAUAGAAUCAUAGAAUCAUAGAAUUAACUGGGUUGGAAGAGACCUUCAAGAUCAUCAAGUCCAAUCCUUGAUCCUGCCAUUGUUUAUGGUUAUCAUAUCUCCUCAGACAUCUGAACUGGCUACGUGCCAAGAAACCAUGUACUUUGAACACUAUAAAACUUGAGGACAAAUUUUGGAAAAUCAGGGAAGAGGAAAGGGAGAAAGAACUGGUUGCCCCAGGAGUCUCUCCUCACCUCCCCUCAUCUCUUCUCCACCACCGUAUGCUGCCUACCUGCCACGGGAGACUGGAACUCUGCCAGCCUGGAGAGAACUGAGACCUGCCAUACCACAUGUGUGAGUUAUAUCUUAUCCUUCUACCCUUACCAUAUUUUCUGAGGGCCCAAAGCUGCGGCUGAACUGAGACCCUGUAUGGCCUGGGAUGCGCCUCGGCUCGUUGCAAGUAACGUGAGCAAAGAAACCACACAUCCUGCAAUCCAGAGAAAUAAAGCUGUUAGACCCCCUGCAGCUAAAGAGAUAAAAUUGAAAAGCAGUGGAGACAGAGAAAAAAAAAGGCAGAAAACUACUUCUCCCCCCCCAUUUGCACUAGCAUGGCAGAAAGGUAGUUUUUGGUGGAAUCCUUUCUCUGCUUCUAGAAAUAAUCUUAGCACUUUCCAACCUUUUCUUAUUUUUCCCUCUUUCUCUUUGCAUCUCUUAGCAAUUAAUAAAAUCAGUUUUUGGUAUCAACAGAUAACUUGUGUGAGUUUUAAUUUUGUUGAAAGGAAUAUUCGAAUCAGAAAUUCUUUCUGC